ACGAGCCCGCGCUUGCGUCAUUGCGGCCGUUGGAAGCAGUGACGACCAGACAGGGAUCCGGACAUGGCAUACGCGUACCUUUUCAAAUACAUUAUCAUCGGGGAUACCGGAGUUGGGAAAUCAUGUCUCUUAUUGCAGUUCACAGACAAGCGAUUCCAACCGGUGCAUGAUUUGACAAUUGGUGUAGAAUUUGGUGCUCGGAUGAUAACAAUUGAUGGCAAGCAAAUUAAACUUCAGAUAUGGGACACUGCUGGCCAGGAGUCCUUCCGUUCGAUCACACGGUCAUACUACAGAGGUGCUGCGGGGGCUUUAUUAGUUUACGAUAUUACAAGGAGAGACACAUUCAAUCAUUUGACGACCUGGCUUGAAGAUGCUCGCCAACACUCAAAUUCAAAUAUGGUGAUUAUGCUUAUUGCCAACAAGAGUGAUUUAGAAUCAAGGAGGGAAGUAAAAAAGGAAGAGGGGGAAGCAUUUGCUAGGGAACAUGGUCUCGUGUUCAUGGAAACUUCGGCAAAAACAGCUUCCAACGUGGAGGAGGCCUUUAUAAAUACAGCAAAAGAAAUCUAUGAAAAAAUUCAAGAAGGCGUAUUUGACAUCAACAACGAGGCAAAUGGCAUUAAAAUCGGACCACAACACUCAACACCUGGAUCACCCGGUUCGCAUCUUGGUGGACAACAGGCGGGUGGAGGUUGCUGUUGAACCAUUUUUCCUUCCGAAGAGCCUAAAUAGGCCAUUUAUUGUCCAUUGGCCAUUUACUUCUUUUACCUUUCCAUUCCCUGUCUUCUCCCCAUCCCCCUCCAGUUUCGAUGUUCACUUUAAAAAACAAAAAACAAACAAAAAAAAACAACGAAAGAGACAUAUUUUGGAAAUUGUAUUCAUACUGUAACUAUUUGCUUUUUGAUUUCUAAGUUUAUUGAUUGUGAUUGUUAUUAAAUGUCGUCUUGUUCCCUUGACUAAAAACUGAAUUGUAUUAACACUAACCGUUUUCGGAGUAUUUUAAUUAGUUUGUGUAGGUAGGAUUCAGAGCUUUUGUGGUGACCUGUCCAAGGGCGCACACAUUAAAAAAAAAAAAAAAAGAAAUGAAGGAAAAAAGUUUUUUUCUGUCAUCAUAUUUAUAAAUGUAGGAUUACAAACUAUUUUCUGAUCAUGUUCUACCUUUCUACUCUGACAUCACCCUAUCACAGGAAUAGCCAAACAAUAGCUCUCCAGCUGUUACUACAAUGAGCAUCAUUAACAGCCAUCCAAAGGCUAUUACAACUUUUAGGCCAGUGAUCGCUAAGCUUGGCACCCCAGAUAAUGGGUAUUGCAUUUCUAGCUCAAACACUCCAUAUCUGGGAGACCCAGGAAUGUAGUUCACAAAUGGCUACAGUGCCACGGUUUAUAUCACUGGUAAAAGCUUUGCUCCUAUUUACUAAGGUCAGUUAAACGCACACCGUAAUAUAACCAUUAACUGAGCAUUUUGCCCGUUUGAUAGUAUUUCUCUUCUUACAGCAAACUCUUACCCUCUUCAGAGCUUGACAUUAUAGCAGUCAUAGGGGAGAGCAAUCAUGUCACGAUUCAGUUCUUAGGCCAUUUUCUUCUUACUUAUUGCAGUAUCACCAUACCUGGCUGAAGCUUUUACUGCACAUUCUCUACUUGUUGACAGUGAAAGGGGCAGUCUAUACACGGCAAUUUCCAAUGUGCCGUAGGAGAUAUUGUGAUAUAUAAUGAAAACAUCUGUAAAUAGCAAAGAAAUUGGUGUUAUUAAAUAAAGCUUAUGGUACCGUA
Pelobates fuscus (common spadefoot toad) is the source of this 1767-nucleotide messenger RNA. It is a transcript of the gene RAB2A, whose product is annotated as RAB2A, member RAS oncogene family. Bases 64 to 699 code for a protein of 211 amino acids. Gene Ontology annotation, cellular component: Golgi apparatus. The transcript has 8 exons. Gene Ontology annotation, biological process: vesicle-mediated transport. Gene Ontology annotation, molecular function: GTPase activity; GTP binding. The record is from RefSeq and is a predicted model, not a curated record. NCBI's taxonomy places the organism in Eukaryota, Metazoa, Chordata, Amphibia, Anura, Pelobatidae.